This is a messenger RNA of Gossypium arboreum, 1347 nucleotides long. Its product is annotated as E3 ubiquitin-protein ligase AIRP2. Gene Ontology annotation, molecular function: ubiquitin protein ligase activity. The record is from RefSeq and is a predicted model, not a curated record. Bases 521 to 1252 code for a protein of 243 amino acids. Gene Ontology annotation, biological process: protein ubiquitination. The transcript has 5 exons. Lineage: Eukaryota; Viridiplantae; Streptophyta; Magnoliopsida; Malvales; Malvaceae.
AAACGCAUAUAGAAAGGUACACCAUUUUAUUUUAUAUGUCCUUGGUUUCAUAAAACUUUAGGCGCUACCACCGGGUUUUAAUAGAUACCCUACUGACAAUCACACUAUAUUCAGUGAGCCUGACCAAUAUGAUUUUACCACGUUACGACCAGGUGGCAUGAAACAAUUCCAUCUUGCUUCUUUCUUCAGCAUGAUUGGCCUUUAAAACGGAAUCACUAAAAUGGCUUGACAGAAAUCCCUUACCUGAUUAUACUUCAGUUAGGGACAGCACGGUAAUUUCGUACACCUUCUCUCAGUUCUCACUUUGCUUUAAGAUGUCGUAACUGAUAGUGUAUUGCUAGUUACGAGGUUUUUCUCGAAAUUACAAUAAUACCAAUUUGUUUCUCUCUUUAUUUUCCCUUUUGAUUCGGAUAAUUGAGGGGUCUAGUUUGAAGAAUUUUCCUUUUGAGGGCUUCACUUUAGCUGUCUGAUUUGUGUGUGUUUGUUUGAUGGGAAUAAUUUUCUGGGAAAAUACCCGGUCAUGGGAAAGUUAUCUUUUAAGGAUUCACUAAAAGCGCUCGAAGCUGAUAUUCAGCACGCCAAUACUCUGGCUUUAGAUUAUCCGAGGGAGAAAGAUGGAGCACGACUUCAAAUGAGACUGUCUUACAGCCCUGCGGCUCAGUUUUUCCUUUUCCUUGUUCAGUGGACCGACUGCCAACUAGCUGGUGCCCUUGGUUUACUCCGGAUACUUAUUUAUAUGACCUAUGCGGAUGGCAAGACCACCAUGUCUGUGUAUGAGAGGAAAGCCAGCAUUAGAGAAUUUUAUGCGGUAAUAUUCCCGUCUUUAUUGCAACUUCAAAAAGGCAUUACCAGUUUGGAAGAUAGGAAACAGAAAGAAGUGUGUACCAUGAGGUACCGUAAGAAGGAUGAAUCCGAGAGGGGGAAACUCUCUGAAAUUGACUUAGAAAGGGAAGAAGAGUGUGGGAUUUGCUUGGAGAUGAGCAGCAUGGUUGUUUUGCCUAACUGUAGCCACUCUCUGUGUUUGAAGUGUUAUCGGGAUUGGCACGGCCGGUCUCAGUCAUGUCCCUUCUGUCGGGACAGUCUCAAAAGGGUCAACUCAUGUGACCUUUGGAUUUACACCGAGAAGAGCGAGAUCGUUGAUUUAUCACUGAUAUUGAGAGAGAAUUCUAAUAGGCUCUUCAUGUACAUUGAUAAAUUGCCACUUAUUGUCCCAGACCCUGUAUUUGUUCCUUAUGAUGUUCAUGUUAGGUGAUUGCUUCAGUGUAGGGCAUCAUAAUUGCCUGUAUAUAUAUAAAACUAGCAUGACUGUAUAUCAAUCUAUAUAUAAUCAUACUUGCCAUUCUGAAA